Messenger RNA from Brachypodium distachyon (stiff brome), 1072 nucleotides. RefSeq lists its product as uncharacterized. Lineage: Eukaryota; Viridiplantae; Streptophyta; Magnoliopsida; Poales; Poaceae. The record is from RefSeq and is a predicted model, not a curated record. The coding region runs from base 153 to 908 and encodes 251 amino acids. The transcript is spliced from 5 exons.
CCGCGCCUACAAGAACCCGCGGCCCCCAAACCUUUCAGCAGACCCCUGGACUUCUAAUUCCUUCCAUUCGAUCCGCUGGUGCACACCGCCUGCUCGAUCAAUUGCCCCGCCGGUUGCUUUCCACCGCCGGUUGCUUUCCACCGCCGCCUGAGAUGAGCUUUCUGGCCGGCCGCCUCGCGGCCAAGGAGGGUGCCUACUUCCUCCAGGAGUCUAAGAUCGCUGCCGGCCGCCUCGCGCAGAAGCUCCCCGCUUCCGCGCUUGGGCCCAGGCCGGCGUCCCCGCCUCCGUCGCCGGACGUGCUCCCUGAGAUCCUCCGCCACUCCAUACCCAUAAAGCCGACGCCGCCUCCAUCCGACCCCUCCCUCUACGGUACCUCCCGCUGGGCCCUCCCACAGGGCGGCGCCGAGCCUGCCGGCGUGUCCCCCGACGUGCUCAACCCACUCCGCUCUUACAUCUCGCUGCCGCAGGCGACCUUCGGCCCCAAAAGAUGGGAACUUCCAAAUGAGCAGCCUCACUACUCUGCAUCAACUGCCAAUGAGCGGCGGCAUGAUGGGCAUCCUCCUCCCAUGGACCCUGAGAAGUUAAAGUCUGUAAUUGCUGGAUACUCACAGGUUGGAAAGGCAUUUGUUGCUGGGACUAUAUUGGUGUUUGGAGGAGCAACAGCUGUGCUAUUGUACACAGCACAUAAACUACAGUUGCAUUCAGUAGACGAUGUCAGAACUAAAGGAAAAGACACUGUGCAACCACAUGCUGAUAUGAUCAAAGAACAAAUAGCUCCACUGAGGAAAUGGGCUGAAGACACGUCGAGAAAAUGGCAUUUUGAAGGCGACAAAGAAGCCAAGGAGAAGUCUAUCCUUGUUAGAGAACUUUCAAGGUCACUUGGUGCUAAGACGGGGCCAAAUCGAUGAGCACUGACGGCCUGCUGUGUUGCUGUUGUUAUUGUAAGUCUAUUAUCAAGUUCCUCACUUGUUGUACGCGUUUACCUUGUCCAUAUGUGUAAAGUCUAUAAGAGUCAAAUAAAUGUACAUAUUUAUCCCUGUAUUGAAUAAAGAACGGUUCCUUUGCUCUUGAU